Messenger RNA from Eruca vesicaria subsp. sativa (arugula), 2565 nucleotides. The record is from the annotation of a GenBank genome assembly. NCBI's taxonomy places the organism in Eukaryota, Viridiplantae, Streptophyta, Magnoliopsida, Brassicales, Brassicaceae.
AUGAACGAGAAAACACGGAAUCUGUGUUCCCUCAUCUGUUUCUUCUACGUUCUUCUCGUCUCUCCUUCUCAAUCUAACGCCAAAGACUUUGCGUUGGGCUGUGGAGCGACAGAACCAUCUACUGAUCCAGACAAGAAAAAAUGGGAACCAGACACCAACUUCUUGAAAACACAAAACACGGUUCAGGCAACAGCUACUUAUCAAGACCCUUCACUUCUCUCAACAAUCCCUUACAUGACAGCAAGAAUCUUCACAGCUCCUGCGACCUACGAGAUCCCUGUUAAAGGAGACAAAAGACUUUUGCUCCGUUUACAUUUCUACCCAUCAACAUACACAGGACUCAACAUUGACGACUCUUACUUCUCCGUAGCAGCUAACGAUGUUACCCUCUUAACCAACUUUAGUGCGUCCAUCACAUGUCAAGCCCUAACACAAGCUUACCUGGUUAGAGAAUAUUCUCUUGCACCAACCCUAAAAGAUGUCUUGACCAUCACGUUAACUCCUUCUGAUAAACAUCCUAAGGCUUUUGCUUUCAUAAACGGUAUUGAGGUCGUUGAGAUGCCUGAACUGUUUGAUACGGCUGUUCUUGUUGGGUUCACGGACCAGACAGCUGAUGUUAAGGCCGCGAAUCUUCAGACAAUGUUUAGGGUUAAUGUUGGUGGUCAAGAUAUUCCUGGAAGUAAAGACUCUGGUGGGUUAACAAGGACAUGGUACAAUGAUGCUCCUUACAUUUUCAGUGCUGGUCUUGGUGUUACCCUUCAAGCAAGCGACAACUUCAGGAUUGAUUACCAGAAAAUGCCGGUCUCUACCGCUCCAGCUGAUGUCUACAAAACAGCUCGAUCACAGGGACCUAACGGAGAUAUCAACGUGAAAUCAAACCUAACAUGGGUAUUUCAAGUUGAUACAAACUUCACAUACAUCAUGAGACUCCAUUUCUGCGAGUUCCAACUCUCAAAAAUCAACCAAAAAGCUUUCAACAUAUACAUCAACAACAGAACCGCACAAGCCGACACAACAGCCGCUGAUAUAAUAGCAUGGUCUGGAGGUAAAGGUAUCCCAACGUACAAAGACUACGCAAUGUACAUUGAUACUAACAACGGAGGACCAGGAGGAGAAGAGGUCUCACUUCAGAUGACUCCUUCAACAUUUGAUAAACCAGAGUACCUAGACUCACAGCUCAACGGGCUAGAGAUAUUCAAGAUGGACACAAUGAAGAACCUCGCGGGUCCAAACCCUAAACCAUCUGAUAUGAAAGCAAACGAAGAUGCUAAAAAAGAGUUUCGAGGUGACAAAAGAGUCACAGCUUUUGUCAUUGGCUCAGCUGGUGGAGUAGCAGCGGUUUUACUAUGUGCAUUGUGUUUCACAAUGUAUCAAAGGAAACGUAAGUUCCAAGGAAGUGAUCAUUCUUACACGUCAAGCUGGCUUCCUUUAUAUGGAAACUCACAUACUUCUACUAUAUCCGGUAAGAGCAACAACGGAAGCCACUUAUCUAACUUAGCAGCUGGUCUAUGCCGAAGAUUCUCCUUGUCUGAAAUCAAACACGGGACUCAAAACUUCGAUGAGUCUAACGUCAUUGGAGUUGGAGGGUUUGGUAAAGUUUACAAAGGUGUUAUAGACGGAGGAACAAAAGUGGCUAUCAAGAAAUCAAACCCUAACUCAGAACAAGGUCUCAACGAGUUCGAGACAGAGAUUGAACUCUUAUCAAGAUUAAGACACAAACACUUAGUCUCCUUGAUAGGUUACUGCGACGACGGUGGAGAGAUGUGUCUUAUCUACGACUACAUGUCACUCGGAACCCUAAGAGAGCAUCUAUACAACACCAAGAGACCUCAGUUAACUUGGAAGCGACGUCUGGAGAUAGCUAUUGGUUCCGCAAGAGGGUUGCAUUAUCUCCACACGGGUGCAAAGUACACUAUCAUUCACCGUGACGUGAAGACAACAAACAUCUUGUUAGAUGAGAAUUGGGUUGCUAAAGUUUCUGAUUUCGGUUUAUCCAAAACCGGACCGGAUAUUAACGGAGUAGGUCACGUCUCGACCGUGGUUAAAGGAAGUUUCGGGUAUUUAGAUCCUGAAUACUUUAGGAGACAGCAACUAACGGAGAAGUCAGAUGUGUACUCUUUUGGAGUUGUGUUGUUUGAGAUCUUAUGUGCUAGACCGGCUUUAAACCCUAGCUUGCCUAAGGAGCAAGUGAGUCUUGGAGACUGGGCGUUGAACUGUAAAAAGAAAGGGAAUCUUGAUGAUAUUAUUGAUCCUAACUUGAAAGGGAAGAUUAAUGCGGAGUGUUUGAAGAAGUUUGCCGACACGGCGGAGAAGUGUCUCUCGGACAGUGGGUUGGAUAGGCCGUCCAUGGGAGAUGUGUUGUGGAAUCUUGAGUUUGCGCUUCAGGUGCAAGAAACUGCUGAUGGAACGCGUCGUAGGACGCCUAGUCAUGGCAGUGGUUCUGAGGAUCUUGGCGGUGGAGGUACGGCGGUUAACGUUAGCGCCGGUGAACAUGACGUCAGUGACUUGUCCUCGGAAGAAAAUAGUGGGAUAUUUUCUCAAAUUGUAAAUCCUAAAGGGCGAUAA